Messenger RNA from Closterium sp. Yama58-4, 2703 nucleotides. The record is from the annotation of a GenBank genome assembly. NCBI's taxonomy places the organism in Eukaryota, Viridiplantae, Streptophyta, Zygnematophyceae, Desmidiales, Closteriaceae.
AUGGCGUCUGACAAGGUGGUAGUUGCAGGGCAGAAUAUACAAAAGGAGCUAAAUCUGAAGGUGCAGGAACUGCAGGUGGCCUGUGCUGAGCUUUCCUCUCUGCCCUCUGGCCGGAGGAGCUCUCAAGAUUCCGCCACGUGGCAACCACCCCACACUUGGCGCAACAGCGACGCGUCGGAUUCCUCCUUUUCCCGCGCGACCCACAACUUCCCCUUCCCGCAAGCCCUCGGCGCAACCUUCUUCCCUGCAUUCGCCACCGUCCGAUUUCUCGAGCAUUUCCUAGAUUCGCAUCCGGACCGUUCGCUCGCCGGGAUGGCUCCGUCGUCGCACGUGGUCAUCGCGAGCGUUACCGUGUGCGCAGUCGUCGCGAUUGGAGUGUGCUAUCUGUGCAUGCGGAAGAAACGGAGAGACGGGGACGGGUACGACGGGCCUAGCCAGUCAUCUGCGGCUACAGGUGCUGCUGGAGGUGCAGCGGCUGCUAAUGGCGAAACUCGCGUGCCGCUUCUGUUCUCCCAGUUCGCACGUGGAAAGAAGUGGGGGGGAAGACAGGGGAGGGUGAAGUUUGGCGAGUCGACUGUGAGAGAGUAUGAUGCUGGGGAGGGGUUGGAUGGGGAGGGGGACGCAGAGGCUGCUGCUGCUGCUGCUCCUGCUGCUGCUGUUCCUGAUGCUGCAGUUGCUGCAAAGAAGAAAGCAGCUAGGAGGGAAGGCGCCACGCUGGUGCUGGAGGUGAUCAGUGGGCCGGCAUCGGGCAGCCGGCUGGUGCUGAAGAACGAGAAGCUGGAGCCAUGGCCGUCUGCCACCAUAGGGCGGGUGAAAGCCAACGACCUGCAGCUGAACGAUGGGGAGGUGUCCAGCAAACAUGCUUACGUCACCUGGAAUGCCCUGUCCGGGCGGUGGGAGGUGGUGGAUCGCGGGUCGCUGAACGGCACUCUGCUGAACGACGAGGCGAUCAACGCAGAGGCGGACGAGGAGGGCGAGCGCACCGAGGGGCGGCCCUGCCAGCUGGCGGAUGGGGACGUGAUCACAUGCGGGUCGCAGUCGCGCAUUCUGGUGCGACUACUGGCAGACACAAGCAAGGUGGAGCACCCGUGCCCAGACGCCCCGUGUGACAUCGCCAUAGCAGCCGACCCCAUGCGGGCACGCAAGGGAGGCAAGCCGCUGCCCAUGGAGGACGUGCCUCUGUGCGAGUGGCCGCUCAGAGGCCUGCAAGAUAUGGGCAUCUGCUGUGUGUUUGACGGCCAUGCGGGCAGGCAGUGCGCCGACAAUGUCAAGAGAAUCUUCCCUGAGAAGCUAUCCCAAGAGCUACUCAAGGGCGGCAAGCACGUGGUGGUGCGCAUGAGCUGCAACGCGACCGACGUGCUGCGAGCAGCCUUCAAGGUGACAGAGGAGGAGCUCAAUAACGAGGAUGAGGGCUGCACUGCCACCGUGCUGCUCGUGUGGCGGGCCUUCCAGCCGCCCCACCGUGUGUGGGUGCAGGCAGCCAAUCUUGGGGACUCACACUGCGUGCUGGGCCUGGGCAGCGCGAGUGAGGAGGCAGUGGUGCAGAUGACAGAGGACCACCGGCUGACAGGGCCCGUGGAGAAGGGGCGCCUGGCGUCCAUUGGCAAACCCAUGCGCGACGGGGACACUCGGCUGUGUGGCAUGAACAUAGCGCGUGUGUUUGGGGACAAGUUCCUCAAGCAGCAGGACGUGGGGCUCUCCUCCGACCCAUUCAUCCAUGCACCCCUGCAGCUGCCCGUGCCAGACGAAGGCAGCACGAGCAAGCCAAUUAUUGGAGUCAUUGCCAGCACAGGCGGCGGCGGCGGUGACGGUGGGUUUGACAGAGACUCGCGAUCGGAUCCGCGCAUCGGAUCUACGAGCCGCGUGGUUUCCGCGAGAGAGGUUUCAGGGGGAGCGGAUGCUCAAGGGGGAAUCUCGGACCGCGAAAGCGCGGAGCUGAAGCUUCGCGGAAGCAGCGCCGAUGUUGACGAGGACGAGGAGACGGAUGACGUGGACGAGCGGACGAACGAGCUUCCGGCGCACGCGCUAGCAAACGCCGACGCGAUCAGCGCUGACGUGGCAGAGCUGACGUCAGCGUUGGAGGAGGAAGAAGCAGGGUUAGGGUUACACCCCGAGUUAGACGUUGAGGGUUUGGAGCAUAUAAUCGACAUGGGAAGGCGGCUCGAGGGCAUGCCGCGGCGCGUGCAGCGAUUCAUGUUCGAGAAGAUGCUUAAAGUGAAGCCGGGCCGACCGCCGUCCAUGCAGCGGUUGAAACGGCAAUUCCAGAUGCGAAUAGUGGACGUCAACCGCACUGCCAAGGUCACCAAGGGAGGCAAGGUGUUGAGUUUCACGGCGCUGGUGGUGUGUGGGAACGGGCAAGGCACGGUGGGGUAUGGCAAGGGCAAGUCGGCAGAAAUGGGGCUGGCGGUUGAUAAGGCCUACCUGCGGGCGCUGAGGAAUCUGCAUUACUUUGAUCGAUUCAGAGGGCGAACCAUUGCCGAAGCACAGAUGGCGAAAUACGGCAAGACAAAGGUAUACAUGUGGCCGGCACGCAAGGGGUCGGGCAUGAGUGCCGGGAGCACGCUGGCUGGCAUUCUGAGACUGGCGGGCUUCCAAGCAGUCAAGACCAAGGUGAUUGGCUCGCGGCAUCCCCACAACACAGUGAAGGCAGCCUUCCAAGCUCUCAGCAUGGUAACAGCCAAAGCAGAGGCAAGCCAGAUGUAG